CAUUUGUCUCUCUCUACCCUCUCUCUCUCCUUCACUGCACAAAACCUUAAAAACCCUCUUCAUCAAUCUUCCCCCUUUGUUUGUUUUUUGUAUUGAACUAUUCGACUGCUCGUAUCGUAACUGUAACCACGUGCUUUUUUCAACGUUCUCCGCCGCCACCAUUUUCAUUUCCCAAUUCCUUUAACGACAUGUCGUUUUGUUCCCCGAGCUUCCAGCUCUCUUAUUUACGCAACCCCUUCAACGACACCACCACCACCAAUCCGACGCCGCAAUGUACUCACAAACACAAUUUCACCGUCCACUUCAGGCUUUCACGAUUCGACGACACGACCACCAAGUACUCUCCACCAAAGUUAAUAGCUUCUUCUUCUCAUUCAUCACAACGCCACUACUCGCCUCUCAGGAGCCACCACCACCACUCCUUCAAACUCAACUGUGCCAUCGAGUCGUCGUCGUCGGAGGAGGCCAACGCGAUCACGGUGCCGGAAGAUGAAGUUAGGGUUUUGGAGGGAAAUCAUGAGCAAAAAACCGAUUUUGGCGGCAACGGCGGAGAUGACGAUGAUCGUAGUGGUAAUGGAAAUGGUGGUGGCGGCGGCGGCGGCGAAGGUGGCGAUGGAGAAGAGAAUGGUGAGGAAAAAGAGUUCGGGCCGAUAUUGAAGUUGGAGGAAGUGAUGAGGAAAACGAAGGAUCGCGGUGUUGAGCUUCCUAAAGAUAUGUUGGAGGCUGCUAAGAUCACUGGGAUUCGCCAAGUGUUUCUUGAGCGAUACUUGGAUUUGCAGGGGUCAGGUUGGCCGCUGGGAUUUUUGAUGAAGUACUGUUCCAUGCUUCGAAAUCGAAUGCUGGCUGAUCCUUCUUUUCUCUUUAAAGUUGGAACCGAGAUAGUCAUAGAUUCUUGUUGUGCAACAUUUGCGGAAGUUCAGAAAAGAGGCAAGGAUUUUUGGGCUGAGUUUGAGUUGUACGCUGCUGAUCUUUUAGUUGGUGUAGUGGUAGACAUUGCUUUGGUUGGUUUACUAGCACCUUAUGCUCGAUUUGGUCAGCCAUCCAUGCCAAAUGGUUUAUUUGGAAGCUUUAACCGGGCUUGUGCAGCUCUUCCUAGCAGUGUUUUUGAGGCGGAAAGGCCAGGAUGUAGAUUCUCAGCAAAGCAGCGGAUUGCCACAUACUUCUAUAAGGGUGUCUUAUACGGAUCAGUUGGCUUUGGAUGUGGUCUAAUUGGCCAAGGCAUUGCAAAUAUGAUCAUGAAUGCCAAACGGAGUUUAAACAAAUCAGACGAGGACAUACCUGUGCCGCCCCUUGUACAAAGUGCUGCUCUUUGGGGUGUUUUUCUUGCUGUGUCUUCCAAUACCAGAUACCAAAUCAUAAAUGGCCUGGAGCAACUGGUUGAAGCAUCUCCAUUGGCAAAGCGGUUACCACCUGUUGCAAUGGCUUUCACAGUCGGCGUGAGAUUUGCUAACAAUGUUUAUGCUGGUAUGCAGUUUGUAGACUGGGCUAAGUUGAGUGGGGUACAAUAGCAACAUAAACUAAUCUCUAUUGUAGAAGCUGCUUUUCAACUCUCAACUUAAAAGGAUAGGUUCUUCAAGGUUUGGCGUUAGAUCUGGCUAGAAGCCUCCUCAUUUAGUUUGGCUUCCUAUAUUACAACUUACAGGGAUGCGAGAUUGUGCUUGUAUCAUCAAGCAAUAAAUCAAAAUCAAGCUUCUUUUUUCGGCCAUCUUUUUGGUUUAUUAAAAUUUUGUUAUAAGUAUUUUUCA
Messenger RNA from Quercus robur (English oak), 1745 nucleotides. Its product is annotated as protein RETICULATA-RELATED 1, chloroplastic-like. Gene Ontology annotation, cellular component: chloroplast inner membrane. The record is from RefSeq and is a predicted model, not a curated record. The transcript has 7 exons. Lineage: Eukaryota; Viridiplantae; Streptophyta; Magnoliopsida; Fagales; Fagaceae. Bases 189 to 1508 code for a protein of 439 amino acids. Gene Ontology annotation, biological process: plant organ development.